This is a messenger RNA of Pochonia chlamydosporia 170, 222 nucleotides long. RefSeq lists its product as hypothetical. The coding region runs from base 1 to 222 and encodes 73 amino acids. The transcript has a single exon. NCBI's taxonomy places the organism in Eukaryota, Fungi, Ascomycota, Sordariomycetes, Hypocreales, Clavicipitaceae. The record is from RefSeq and is a predicted model, not a curated record.
AUGAUACUGCACUUAGCCAGCAGGGUUGGAUUAUUGGCAGACGCUAAAGACGAUUUAGAUCACGGUCAUGUUCAACUAGUGCCAGCACGGUUACAUCUUGUGGAAGAUCUCAGCGUACACAUCAUGCCGCCACGUACAAGAUGCUCAAAUCACCUGAAUAACACAACGCCACAGCACCACGAAGUUGCCAGGCAGCAGCGACAUCCCGGUGUAAGGGCAUAG